AUGUCCUUCCAGGGCAUCCUAGACGGCCCAUGGGCCGAUCAUUAUCACACGGCGCGGUCGUCAAUGACGAUGCUAUGGCAGCAACAAUUUCAUCCUCGCCGUCUAAGAGCUCGCCCGGUUAGAACUUUGGUGAUUCUGGCCGCCACAUGCUUCUUUACCCUCCUGUUGCUGUCGCGAUCUAGCCAACCACAUGUUAGCUACUGGUUGAGAUACCCAUCAUAUCCCCCCUCGCGUGAGCGCCCGGAAGACUUGCCAAUGGUCUUCACUUCCGAGGGUCAUACGUUGCGUCGAAAUGAUAGUCUUUCGAAUAAUUUGCAAAAGUCAACACCGUCUUUCCACCUACUUAUACCCGCUUCGCAAAAGUCCGCCUCACUCUGUCGCACGUUGACGUCGUCAAUGAUACUGAACUACCCACCGCCCACGUUGAUUAGUUAUGGCAAGUCGCCUCCGAAGGGUUACACAGACUAUGCUGCCAUGGUGGACCGUAUAGCCGGCAUAUACAAUUAUCUGGCGUAUAAUCCACAGAUAAAAGAUGAGGAUCUCGUCCUUAUUGUUGAUUCUCAGGACGUGUUUUUCCAAUUACCCCCCGAGGUUUUGAUCCAGAGGUUCCAAAAACUCCUCAAGGAGAACAAUGAGAAAUUGCUCAAAAAAUAUGGUACCGUGACUGUCGACAGGCCGUACCGUACAGGCUCGCAGGAAACGAUACAGAAAUAUUCUCAAAGAGUUCUGUUUGCGGCGAGCAAAGAAUGUUUCCCCGGGCUCACCCUAGAUGCAGGGUGUGUGACAGUCCCGGAAUCUAGCCUCCCACCGGACGCUUAUGGGUGGAAGACGGAUAUCCACCCACAAGGGCAUCUGAAUCGGCCGCGCUGGCUUAAACCUGGCGCAGUUGUGGGCCAGGCAGCUGACCUCAAAAUGAUAUACGCCGAGGUUCUGCGGUUCGUGCAUCAACACCGCAAUGCACGGGGCGAUUAUCUAGCUAUGACGCAAAUGUUUGGUCGACAGGAAUAUGUGCGGGAGCUGGAAAGGCGGGAUUCUGCGAAUGGGUUCAUGGAAUGGCUCUACACACUUGUAGGCAUCUCCGAUGCUUCCAAUAUCACUGGGGCUACCCAACCGCAUCUCGAGUCCGGCACCCGAUACGAAUAUGGCAUUGGCGUCGACUAUGAAUCCCGUCUGUUUUUCAACAUGCGCAAUGCCAAGAUGGAUGUCGAAUGGCUCCACUACAACAACGUCACCAAGACUUCGGCAGUGCAGAUGCAGCAUGGUGUCCCUAGAGAGAAACGGCUCUUGAUUCCCUCUGAUAUUACGCCUGAAAACAUCGGUAACCCAUUUAUCCAGCCCAAAUUUGGUAAGGAUGAUUGGCUGAACCCACCUUUUAAUGAAACACUGGACAAACUUCCGAAUCCGCGCAACCAUACCUGGCAUAACCUCCCCUUGAUGACCAACAUUCACUCGGCAUCUGUACCGGCCCUGUUACAUGUGGAUGGGGAUCACUCUGUCCUUGAUAAGUGGUGGUCAGAGAUGUGGUAUCAGCCAUGGGCCCGUGCCCUUCUCCGCAAGUAUAUGCGCACGCCGAAUGGGUUCGACGCCGCCCAAUCUUCCCUUCUGGGAGGACAAGAAUGGUGGGACAUGCGCGGUGGCAGAGGAGGUCUUUGGACCGAUAAGGGGGAAUGGCUGGCCUACACUGAGGUUUGUGGAAGCUAUGAUAAAGAGCUGUUCGAUGAUGAUUUCGGUCCCUUUGGCAAAGAAAGUGGCGAAGACGCUGACGAGCCGGUUUACAACCGCUUCGGAAACGUUAUCAAGGGCAAGGAAAAGCCUGACAUAUGGUGA
Aspergillus niger is the source of this 1827-nucleotide messenger RNA. RefSeq lists its product as hypothetical. The transcript has 2 exons. The record is from RefSeq and is a predicted model, not a curated record. Lineage: Eukaryota; Fungi; Ascomycota; Eurotiomycetes; Eurotiales; Aspergillaceae. The coding region runs from base 1 to 1827 and encodes 608 amino acids.